Molecule: messenger RNA, 1454 nt
Organism: Coccidioides posadasii C735 delta SOWgp
Lineage: Eukaryota; Fungi; Ascomycota; Eurotiomycetes; Onygenales; Onygenaceae
Gene: CPC2
Product: 40S ribosomal protein RACK1
Biological process (GO): positive regulation of protein phosphorylation; rescue of stalled cytosolic ribosome
Cellular component (GO): cytosol; nucleus
Molecular function (GO): protein kinase C binding; translation regulator activity; ribosome binding
Source: RefSeq, a predicted model, not a curated record
CCGACAGCGCUUCAUAAAAACCAACCCCCAUUGCUCGCCCACCCUCGCAAUCCCUCCCGCCCACCGUCGAGGUUUCUUUAAGACUCUCUCAGGCUUCGAGCACAGGUCUGCAUAGCAAUCAUGGCUGAGCAGUUGGUUCUCCGUGGUACCCUUGAGGGCCACAACGGCUGGGUUACCGCCCUGGCGACUUCAAUGGAGAACCCUAAUAUGCUCCUCUCCGCCAGUCGCGACAAGACUUUGAUCAUCUGGAACUUGACCCGUGACGAGACCGCAUAUGGAUACCCAAAGCGAAGCCUCCACGGCCACUCUCACAUCGUCUCUGACUGCGUCAUCUCCUCCGAUGGUGCUUAUGCUCUCUCCAGCUCCUGGGACAAGACUCUUCGUCUGUGGGAGCUCUCCACCGGCAACACCACCCGCACCUUCGUCGGCCACACCAACGAUGUCCUCUCCGUCUCUUUCUCUGCCGACAACCGCCAGAUCGUUUCCGGAUCUCGUGACCGAACGAUCAAGCUCUGGAACACCCUCGGAGACUGCAAGUACACCAUUACCGACAAGGGCCACACCGAAUGGGUUUCCUGCGUCCGCUUCAGCCCCAACCCUCAGAACCCCGUCAUCGUCAGUGCUGGCUGGGAUAAGCUCGUGAAGGUCUGGGAACUCUCCACCUGCCGCAUCCAGACCGACCACAUCGGUCACACUGGUUACAUCAACACCGUCACCAUCUCCCCCGACGGCUCCCUCUGCGCCUCCGGCGGCAAGGACGGAAUCACCAUGCUCUGGGAUCUUAACGAAUCCAAACACCUCUACUCCCUCCAGGCCGGAGAUGAGAUCCACGCCCUUGUCUUCUCUCCCAACCGGUACUGGCUCUGCGCUGCUACCUCCAGCUGCAUCACUAUCUUCGACUUGGAGAAGAAGAGCAAGGUCGAUGAGCUUAAGCUCGACUUGGUCGAGGGUGGCAAGAAGAGCGGCGAGCCUGAGCCAAUCUCCUUGGCCUGGUCCGCGGAUGGCCAGACUCUCUUUGCUGGUUACACUGAUAACAAGAUUCGCGCUUGGGGUGUGAUGUCGCGGGCAUAGAAACCGAACUAGGUGUAUCCUAGAAAAUUGUUAAAUCAGUAAACAAGUAAUGGGCUGGGAUGGACGAGCGAUGAGCAAUGACUUUUUUCCUCGAAAUCACAAAAGAAACCAACGGUUGGAGUUUGGGAACGAUAAAAGAAUGGAAACUUUUGAAGAGUGAAGAUUCCGUUCUUUCGUUGGUCCCCUUUUCCAAAUGUCGGAUAUAAAAGGGCGUCCUGGUCCAACGAGGGUAGGAAGAGUAAUUAGCCAUGGAUACGGGGGUUGGUGUGUCUCCCAAUUUACUGGCUUCCUUUCUAUUUGUCCUCUACUUUUUCCUUGUUGUGCACUUGUUGGUAGAUAUACGGAGUAAAUCCCGUUAUGUUCAACUAGGCUCCUUUUUUCCC